Molecule: messenger RNA, 330 nt
Organism: Stegodyphus dumicola
Lineage: Eukaryota; Metazoa; Arthropoda; Arachnida; Araneae; Eresidae
Product: zinc finger protein 596-like
Source: RefSeq, a predicted model, not a curated record
AUGUGUCCCAAGUCAUUUCCAAAGAAGUGGCGCUUGCUUAGACAUUUGCACAGUCACAGAAAUGAUAAGCCAAAUGUUUAUGAAAGUAUUUUAGAGAAAAGUUCAGGUAAAAAAUUUCAUGAAUGUGCUGUAUGCUUCAAAUCAUCUGCAUAUCCAAGUCUGUUACAACAACAUGUGCAUAUUCCCACAGCUGAGAAACCACACGACUGUAAUUUAUGUGUAAAAUCAUUUGCCCUUCAGAGUAGCUUAAGGAGAGACAUGCAUGAACAUGAAGUUGGGAAAAAACAUACUUGUAAUAUAUGUGAUAAGUCUUUUCCAUAUACGUGGUGA